Messenger RNA from Humulus lupulus (European hop), 1212 nucleotides. RefSeq lists its product as uncharacterized. The transcript has 3 exons. The coding region runs from base 1 to 1212 and encodes 403 amino acids. The record is from RefSeq and is a predicted model, not a curated record. Lineage: Eukaryota; Viridiplantae; Streptophyta; Magnoliopsida; Rosales; Cannabaceae.
AUGAGUCCAGAACAAGCCCAGUUUAUGGCAAAUCGCUCCUUCCCCAAUAGCUAUAGAAGCAACAUCAUGCCUAAUUAUUAUCAUCCAGGAUUGCGCAACCAUGAAAAUUUCUCUUAUGCCAAUAAUAAAAAUGUGUUGCAACCACCUCCGGGAUUCAAUUCUCAACUGCAACAAGAGAAAAAGCAGUCGUUGGAAGACAUUUUGGGCACUUUUAUUAUAGAGUCUAACAAGAGGUUCAGAAAAAAUGAAGCAAGACUCGACAAUAUAGAGACCCAUAUGAGUAGCAUGGGAGCUUCAAUGAAGAAAAUUGAGACUCAAGUGGGCCAAUUAGCUAAUGCGGUGAAUUAUAAUCAGAAGGGAAGUUUUCCUAGUGACACUGUGGUAAAUCCAAAGGAAUCAUGCCAAGCAGUUUCUUUGAGAAGUGGUAAGGUGCUUGAUGAGGGUAAUGUUCAAGCGAGUUCAAAUGAGAAAGUUGAGCCAGUGGUACGAGAGGUAGACAAAGAAGAGCAAGCCAAGAAGCAGAGUGGAAGUAACAAGAAUGACAUGAAGAAAGAUAGCCUUCCAGUGUAUCAACCUCCCAUUCCAUACCCUCAACGAUUUCAGAAGAAGAAAUUAGAUGAACAGUUUGCAAAGUUUCUAGAAAUCUUCAAACAGAUUCACAUAAACAUUCCAUUUGCAGAUGCUCUUGAGCAAAUGCCUAAUUAUAAGAAGUUGCCUCAAAAGGUGAAAGAUCCGGGUAGCUUUACUAUACCAUGCACUAUUGGAGGGUCAUCCUUUGACAAGGCAUUAUGUGAUCUUGGAGCGAGUAUUAAUUUGAUGCCACUUUCAGUUUUCAAGAAGUUGGGGGUAGGAGAGGUGAAGCCCACAACCAUUACCCUUCAAUUAGCAUAUUGGUCACUUACUUAUCCUAGGGGAGUGAUUGAAGACGUGUUGGUUAAGGUGGACAAAUUUAUCUUUCCAGUUGAUUUCGUGGUUUUGGAUAUGGAGGAGGACCAUGAAAUCCCCAUUAUUCUUGAUUGUCCAUUCUUGGCUACUGGAAGAGCUCUUAUUGAUGUACAAGGUGGUCAUUUGAAACUGAGGGUUAACAAUGAAGAGGUUAAAUUCAACAUUUAUCAAGCACUCCAGCAGCAUGACAACACGAGCACAUGUCACCGUGUGGAUUCUAUUGAGAGGAACUGCUUUUGGGGUGAGAGAAUGUGGAGCAAGAGGUGA